Morus notabilis is the source of this 873-nucleotide messenger RNA. Its product is annotated as methyltransferase-like protein 22. Gene Ontology annotation, biological process: protein methylation. The record is from RefSeq and is a predicted model, not a curated record. Gene Ontology annotation, molecular function: protein methyltransferase activity. The transcript has 4 exons. Gene Ontology annotation, cellular component: nucleus. The annotation marks the transcript as partial. Lineage: Eukaryota; Viridiplantae; Streptophyta; Magnoliopsida; Rosales; Moraceae.
UGUGGUGUACUUGUUAGCUUAAUCUAUAUCACCUAUGCGACCUAUUUCGAGCUUCUUACCCCGAAACAUUAUCUUCUGUUAACGCCAACAGACCAUGGUGAUGAGAUACUUGACAAUUGUGCCCAGAAUGUUGACCUUAAUUUUGAACUAUUCAAUUGUCAAGCAACCGUUCAUGUUCGUGAACUUGAUUGGAUGAGUUCCUGGCCUCCUAAAAUAUUCCUAGAAGAAUCCACUAAUUUCAACAGGUAUUCUUGGACCGCCUCCGAAGUUGAAGAAGCCCAGGAAGCUUCAUUGCUUGUAGCCGCAGAUGUAAUCUACAGUGAUGACCUCACAGAUGCAUUUUUCAGUACUAUAGAGAGCUUAAUGUGCCUUGGUUCAGAAAAGGUGUUAUACUUGGCAUUGGAAAAGCGCUACAACUUCAGCCUCGACGAUCUUGAUGUCAUUGCAAAUGGUUAUUUGCAUUUCCGAAGCUAUCUGCGAGAUGAGGAAGUUGCAGAGUGUGAAGGCGCUGAAGUCUGCUCAACACCUUGCUUUGUGGGCAAGCGCAUUGACAUCACACAGAUUCCUCAAUAUGCGAGAGAGUAUGACAGAGGAAGCAAUGUGGAGAUUUGGAAGAUCAAGUACAACAGAAGAAGAUCUUGAACUAAGGUUCCUACUUUCUACCUAUGACAACAGGAUAUCCCAAGUUAUUAGACAAUUCUUCUGCUUUGUAAAGGUGCAUAAGAUUUUGUUGUUUCCAGCUUGAAGGAUGAUCAUGAAACUAUUAGGCUGGAAAGUGGGCUUGGUUAAUGGGCCCAUUUACAAGUUUCUGCAGUCCACAAAUGCCCUUAGCCCAUGCUGAAUUUUUCACCCAUAUCAAGUCUGAAACUUGGG